Messenger RNA from Caenorhabditis auriculariae, 5585 nucleotides. NCBI's taxonomy places the organism in Eukaryota, Metazoa, Nematoda, Chromadorea, Rhabditida, Rhabditidae. The record is from the annotation of a GenBank genome assembly.
AUGCUGGGAUUAUUACUGGCCGUUCUCUUCCUCGUAAAGGUUCGUUUUUCAGUUGUACGCGCUUUUUCUAUAGUUUAUUUAUACCAAUCAAGAAUUUUUGAAAUGUAGACUUGAAAUUAUUUUACUCUGAUUUCCCUGAACAUGGCUAUUCACUCUCAAACCUUACUAAAUUUAAAAUUCAUCAAACAACGAGGACUUUUAAAUUUUCAUCAAAUUCGUACUAUAUACUUUACGUCUCCUUUUCCAAAAAACUUGUACUCAAGAUUAAUCGAAACUCAGACAAUUGCGAAAUACUCGCUUCGUUGCCCGGCAACCCGAUCUCUAAAUGCUAUUUUUUAUCUCUUUCGCCUUUGUUUCUCUUCUGUUCCAAAAACAUUACACUUAGAAUGUUCUAAAAACUUUUUCUAGAACAUCCGUUAAAUCUUGAUAUAACCUUUUCAUGCUGUUGUAAAUAUGCCUCAACUGGAACCAAAAUCAAUUUAAACCUCCUUAUCACUUAAACUUCCUUAUUGAGCGAAUCGAUAAGAACACACUAUAAAAUUCUAAGAUUUCAUAAUUUCGAAACAAGGAGUUUUAUGCUAGGAAUCGCGAAAAACUGAUUUAGGCUAGAUAAAAAUUGAUUAUUUUGAAGGCCAACUAGAGAAAAAUUUUUAAUCAAAGAAAAAAGGUAAGAAAAAAUUUUGCACACUCUAAAUAAAAAGUAAAAAAUAUAAACAUUUCGGAUCUAGAGAACAGAAAAAAAUGUUAUUAAAAAAACUUAAAGACGCAAAAAUUAACUCACGGCGGCCAGUUUUUGAGCCAACUGGACUCAAAUUCCAAAAAUCACGUGGCCCACAAAUUUUCGCGGCUUGCAGAGUUUUAAUGUCCUCUUUGAAGGUCGUAAAAAGCAGCAAACGCGAUUUCGCUCAAAGAACUCGAAAUGCAAAACCGCGCGAGUUUGUUUUUCCAGCGCCAAGCCACCGGAAAUUCAAACUUUCCCACAUGGCUCGGGUCGUUUUUCUUUCUUUUUUCUUGCUUUUUGUUUUGAAAGCUUCUUGAAAAAUAAUUAGACGUUCAUUUCUUACAGAAAAAAAGGAAAGUUAGGUUUAACAAAGCCACUCAUAUGUUGACUUAACUUGAAGUUGGCCAAUCGUUUUGUGCCGUGUUUCUCUUUUUCGGCUUGUGUAAACAUUUUAGCUCGUUGAUUUAUUGCCUUUUUCUCACCCUUUUAAACAUUUUCCGAUUAAUCAAAAGAAAUAAAAGGUUUCAAAAAAAAUUUUGAAGCGUGAAAUGUCGAGGAAAAAUUCCGAUUCGUGCUUUAAUGUUCAAAAGGGCAAAAACCUGAUACGGAGCCAAAUAAAUAUUACAUUAAUGCAUUGCUUUGUCAUUACGGUUCAUUUUUGUCAAAAUUUACUCCUUCAUGGUUUUUUUGAAAUCAAUUAAAAAAAAAACUAAAAUCUAACAAACUUAUGUGGUAUAACUAAAAGAGGCCUUUAUACUGUUUUCAAAGUAACGCCGCGAAAAUGGAAACAGCCGUCAGAGAGACUUUAAAAACGAAUAAAAUCAAUAAGUUAAAGGAAAAAAUGAUGGUAGGACGAAAAAUUUGAUCCGCAAAAAUACGUCGCGUGAAAAUUGCGACCACAUAACUUAUGAGCCACGAAAAUUUUAAGCCUUUAAAAUUUUGUCCAUUUAAAUUAGAAAUUACUUGCAUAUAAGGCUUUCAAUUUCUGUAUUUUCUGUUUUUCUUUGUUCUGGUCUUCUUCAAACUUCUGCUCUAGUACUGAUUCUCAUUUCUGCGUUGAGUUAUCCCGGCGAUCCUAAGAUUUGAUGACGUUUUUGAAACCUAAUUUCGAGUUUUAACUCUUUUUUUCUUCUGUUUUCCCAAUUAAUUUGUGCCAUAAAUCAUUAAAGUUCAAAAUCUGUCAACUAAAUACGUUUUCCAUGUUUAUAACAAAAAAAUGACAGACUUCUUAUUGAUGAUAAUGAUUGAAAUUUCUAGAAACCUACCGAAAACAGUGGCUCUAGCUCUGGAAUUAAUCAAUAUCAAGAAUAAAGGGAAAAAAAUUGAAAAAAAAAGGAAAAGAAAGAAAUUCAAAAAGUCAUCAUCUGAGCUUUAAAAUUUCACGAAAAAAUUUUGAAGGCUUAAAAUUUUCGUGGCUCAUAGGUUAUGUGGUCGCAAUUUUCACGCGACGUAUUUUUGCGGAUCAAAUUUUUCGUCCUACCAUCGAAAAAAUAAAUAAAAAUCAACUUGUGCGUAAAUUAAAAUGUUUUGUGAGGUUUGCAAACUUGCGUACAAAACUUCGUGCUCACGAGCAAAAUUAAAUUUUAUUAAAAUUUUUUUUUGUUUUUUUUUUUUAGAAUUACAAGUCCAACUUUACAGAUGAGUUCAACAGCAACGCCGAGUGAGCGUGUACUGGAGCAGUUGAAACUUCUUGCCGGCGACUACAUCGAAACAGCUCAGUUGAAGCAGAUUAUCGAUGAUUUUUCCACGGUUUCAAUGUUUGGAAUGUCUAAUUAUUUGAAUCGGUUCAGGACUUCAACGAGGACGACGAGCAAACUUUCGAGCAAUAUAUUAUUAAACCACUAAAAAACUUGAGCAUCGCAUUUGUGGUCGUCGAUUUUCAGAACGAUUUCGUUUCCGGUUCUUUGAGUGUUAAAGUUGGUUUUCAAUUCAAAUUUUGAAAAAUAAAAAUCUUUCAAGGAAGGAGAUGCAAAAGAAGACCCUGACAAAGCGCUUGCACCCCUGAACCGUCUUCUUAAGGAAAGUGACUGGGAAAUGAUCGUUUACACGCAGGUAAAUCAAGGAAUAUUAAUAAGAUCUAAAGUGAUUACCUUGAGGACUGGCAUCCGUCCAACCACAUUUCCUUCUGCGAACAUGCCCACGACACCGACCGAAUUCUCUGUCCAGAGGAUCGGAACAAAACUUUCGAGCCUUUCGAGAAGGUCUGCUUCGAGAAGCCUGCAACACAACAAGUUUGAAAACAAUUUUUUUUCACAAAAUUUAUUGAAAAAUUCAGGUUUUAUAUCCUACGCAUUGUGUUCAAGGCUCUUGGGGUGCUGAGAUUCAUCCGGAAGUUCAUGUAGGUUUUCAAAAAGGAAAAAUAUAGAAAUAAAAAGUUUUGCGCUUCACUGAAAGUUGUUGAUUUUUGGUAGUUUUUUUCAAGCUAUCGAAGUUCCUUUUUUAACUUGGGCUCGCCUUUUUCCUCAUUAAUUUAAGAUGUCGUGCGGAUUUCACUCCCUCGAAAUAUAAAGAAAAGAAAUAUGACGAUAAAUACAAAAGUAAAAACACAAGGAAAGGAGCGAAAUGAAGAAAUUCCCGAAAAAAAUGGCCUUUUUAUCCGGAAAGAAAGAGUGGAUGGAAAGGUUUCUAAAAGCUUCUAGAACGUUUCGUAUCAAAGGCCGCGACAGUUUUUUUUUUUAUUUCAUUCGAUUUUCUUCCCAUGAAUCAUAAUGUUUAGUCAAAAAAAGAUUUGAUAAUAAUGAAAUUGAAAAUUUGAGAACAUAACUAGUGAGCAGGUUUCUCCAAUGCUUCUUUCCUUCAGCUAAUACUAAAGAAUACAGUUCAACGGAAGACUUGAUCAAAAAUUGGGUGGUGAAAAAUAUGAAUAAAAUGAAACAGAAGGAGCCAUAGCGCAGCAGGUUGUGUGCCUGUCUACGGUUCAAAGGGUCACUAGUUCGAUCCCCGCCACGACCCAAUCAUAAAUGAGCAACUAGAGAACUCGAUCUGUCCAGAAGGAGAGUUUACAAAAAAGUUGAAAAUACCUUAAAAAAUGGUCCAAUGUAUGGACCCAAUACAUAGGCUAACGCACAUUUUUUCGUGACGUCAUAGCGCCCCCUUGAAAAAAAGACUAUUUAAAAAAAAACUCUAUUUUGUCAAUAAUUUCACCACUUAAUAAACUUCAAAAGAGCUAAAUAGCCCCUAGCCCGCGUAUGGACCCAAUCAAGGGGUUCUAGUCGGUAAUGGAAAACCAGGGCUUUAUAAUCCCCAGCCGUCAUUUACAAGUCCACUGAUAUCAGGAUAGCACCUUUUAUCCUCGACUUGGGACGCCAAACAGUAAAAAGCCGUAGAAAGAAGAAAAAGAAGAGUUGAAAAUAACAGAAAAAAUAUCAAAGACGACAAUCGAUGGGAAAAAGGAAAGAAAGUAGAAAUGGUGACCGGCAGCAGGGGACGGCGCGCGGCUCUGUGUCUGAGUCAUGGCGUUGAAAUUUCCAAGAAUCACACGAAGGAAGAGAAAAGAUUUGAAAACAGCGAGAGACGUCGAGGAACGGACCAUUCGCUCGUCUUAGGGCAAACUUGUAUCUUUUAAACAGACAUCACUAGCCUAAUAUUGUAUCGGGAAGUCAAAACUAACUAGGGAACCUUUUUUACCCCCCGGUUGAACUUUUGCUGAAACUUUGCUGAAGUGUACUUUAGAACCCCUUGAUUCCAGAACAGAAAGAAAAUUUCUCGCAAUAGAUGUCUUUUUCGAGUUAGGACACUUAAAAAGAUCAAAAUAGCGCCUUUUGGCCUAAUUUGCGUAUUUUGCCAAUUGAAGCUCCAUAACUCGGAAACAAGAUCUAUUGCGAGAAAUUUUUUUCUCAAUCUGCAAUCAGGGGGUCCUAAAGUACACAAGUACACAAAUUUCGAUCAACUAUCUUUUUUUUUGAGUCCAGGUUCUCACGGCGUUGAGUUCAGAAAAAAAAACUACCUUCAUUUUUACUGACGGAGACAGAUAGAAGUUAGGCUAGCUCGAUUUCCCGAAAGGCUAAUUUUUAGGUGCUAUAAGAAAAAACCAGCGAAUUUCCUUGACUUUUCCGAUUUUUCAUACCGCUCUGGAAAAAAUUUUAGCGGCCUCUUCAGGGUUUUGAAAUUUUGGUAGAAUUAGUGACCAUUUUUUUUAGUGGCCACUUUAGUGUCCUCUCCAAGUUUUCCUUGAGGUAGAGAUUUUCGAAAAAGUCGCCGUUCGAAAUUUCGCUGGUUUCCAUUUCAUACCCCCUAAUUUUUAACUCAGAAAAAAACUUGUAAAGUUUCAGAUCUCAAGUGAUUCGACAAUUGUCCGGAAAGGGACCGACAUUUAUGUGGACUCCUACAGCGCCUUCACUGACAAUGACGGAAUCAGCAAGUCUGUAGAAUUCGGCUACUUUGUUCAAUCGAACAUUUUCCUACAGGACUGUCCUUGAUGAUCUUCUCAAGGAGAAUUCAAUAAACGCGGUCGUCGCCUGCGGCUUGGCCUACGAUAUUUGUGUCAAAUACACGAUCAAGGUGAAUUUUUCACACUAAAAAAAUGGGAAAGUCCAUUAUACAAAGAUUUUUUGGGCCUUCGCUUCAAGACCCGAUAUCUAGAGGUAUACGGUAUGUUGCAAGAGACGCUGACUUUGUCCUUAAAAACAUUUAAUUUGUCUCAAUUAUCUCUUUCUAGGACGCGAAAAAGCUCGGCUACCUCUCAGCCAUCGUGUCCGACUGCAGCGCUGGGUUCUCAGUUUCGGGAAUUUCCGAGGCGAACCUGGAGUUCCGCCAGAGCGACGUCGCCGUCCUCAACGAGCAGCAGGCCGCCGACCUCAGCCUCCGCCGUUUCGUUCCGAUCGAAUGGAUCCGUUCACUCGCCUCGGCUCAUGCUCCCAAUUAA